GUCGUUUUCUGUUUGAAAUCCGAGUCCUUCGUUCUCGCAGCAUUAUUCUUAGUGUACAGUGUACAGUGUACAGUCGUCUGUCUUCAAACUUUAUCCUCUUCCAACAACUCAAGGAUCAGUCUCCCCUGUACCUGCGCCAGAACACGAGAUAGAGACAGACUUCGAAGAUGGCGAAGGACAACGAGACUGACAUACCCCAUGAACGUACUGAACCCAGACCCGACUUCUCCAAACCGCUGCCUGCGAAGAAGUUACCAAAAGCACUACAAGAUACUCUAGAUGACGACGAGAAGCUCUGGGAGGCUCUAUACGAGGGACACGCCCCUGAAUCUACAGAUAGCAACGUCCGAUACGCCGCCUACGCAACGCGCAUCCGCACCAUCCUCCUCUCCGCCCACCGCUACGUCGCAUACACGUCCGACAUAGGCGAGUCCUUCCGACCUGUCGCACAUCCAUACCUAGUCAGGGGCGCCUACGGCAUAUCAUGGGCCUACAUCCUCGGCGACGUGUCCAACGAGGGCUACAAGGCGUACCUACGCAACCAGCGCACACUACACCCUGAGAAGUACCUCGAGAAGAACGUCACCGGCAGCGAUAAGCUCAACCCGGGCCAGGCACUGGUGAAGAAACUUGGGCCUGGAAUUACAGAGGGCGAUCGUGUAGCACAGGGCAGUUUGGAGGGAGGGCGCGUGCCAGCGAUUGAGGACUACCGUGCGGUAAUGGCGCAGAGAGCUGCGUUUCAGAGUAUUGCCAGUAUGGGCCUGCCGGCGUUUACGAUACAUAGUAUUGUGAGAUACUCAGGACGUGCCUUGAAAGAUGCGAAGAAUAAGAUGAUCAGGACGUGGGGCCCGAUCGGGCUGGGUCUAAUUGCCGUGCCUUUUCUUCCGUACAUGUUCGACGAGCCAGUGGAGAAGGCCGUCGAAUGGACAUUCCACAAGGCGUUCGAGACUAUUGGAGGGCCAGAGGCGGUGAUGGGCCAGCCAGUGACGGGACGACAACAUAAAGGACAGAAAGAGUCCGAAGCAGGGGCCGCAAAAGAGAAAGAGUUAUAGAUGUUGGCAUAGACGACAUUUUUGACGGUAUAUAUCCCACUCCGCGCCACUACAUACACCCGCUCGCCAUUCAUACCACAAGAUACACCUAGGCAUACACAUAGCACCACCUCCCUGUAUAUAAUAACACAAACUCUCAAUUCUGGAGAUACCUCAUAUACCAUCCAACAACACAAGUUACUGUACAUCGUAAAUUCAAUCAUCACGAAUUCCUCACUAGGCCAUC
This is a messenger RNA of Pseudovirgaria hyperparasitica, 1278 nucleotides long. RefSeq lists its product as uncharacterized. The transcript has 3 exons. Bases 168 to 1052 code for a protein of 294 amino acids. Gene Ontology annotation, biological process: mitochondrial fission. The record is from RefSeq and is a predicted model, not a curated record. NCBI's taxonomy places the organism in Eukaryota, Fungi, Ascomycota, Dothideomycetes, Acrospermales, Acrospermaceae. Gene Ontology annotation, cellular component: mitochondrion.